Tribolium madens (black flour beetle) is the source of this 1899-nucleotide messenger RNA. RefSeq names its product cyclin-dependent kinase 11B-like. The record is from RefSeq and is a predicted model, not a curated record. Gene Ontology annotation, cellular component: nucleus. Gene Ontology annotation, molecular function: ATP binding; cyclin-dependent protein serine/threonine kinase activity. NCBI's taxonomy places the organism in Eukaryota, Metazoa, Arthropoda, Insecta, Coleoptera, Tenebrionidae. The transcript is spliced from 5 exons. Gene Ontology annotation, biological process: regulation of mitotic cell cycle; protein phosphorylation. The coding region runs from base 115 to 1845 and encodes 576 amino acids.
UGUUUUAGUCGCCAUGUUGGCAAGAAAUGACGUUUGAGUAAUUAUUGAAAAAAUUUUUCCUGUUUUGUGAUGUUUCGUGUAUUUUCUUAUUGAACGUGUACAAAUUAGUUAAUAAUGUCGGGAAGUUCAAUAAAUAAAGAAAAUUCGGAAGACACAUUUGGCGAUAAAUCGCCUACAAAUGAAGAUUUGAGUUUGAGACUGAUGAUGGCAACGGCAGAAAGACUGGCCGAGAGCACGAAAAGAAGACAUCGGGAAGAUUAUCGUGGGCAUUUCAGGCAUGAAAGAGCGGACGGCUUUAGAGAGAAGAGACACUCGCAUAGGGACAGACACCACAGAGAUCGGCGACACCGCUCGAUGGAGCGAGACAGAUCUCGCCACCACCGAAAAAAAUCUCAUAGAGAUGAGAAAGAUACAAAAGGUAACUUACUAGGAUCAAAAUACUCUGAUUCAUGUAAGUAUGAUGUACAGAAAUCAAAAGAUUUUAGAAAUUUAAAUCAUGACUCAGAGAAUAGGAAAAAUGAAACUGAAAAUGCAAUAGAAGAAUCUAAAACAUUUAGUGAGAUUUUAGAAGAUGAUUUUAAAGAUUUAGAAUCGGAUAUUACACCGCCUUCAGAAAAAAGGCUCAAACUAGAGGAAGACAGUGAUGAAAGUACUGAAAGUAAGCUCAGUGAAGAAAUAAUAGAGAAAUCGGAAGAGCCUGAUGAAAAACGUGAAUAUGAUGAAACUCUACCUCCUUAUUACCCUGCCAUUGAGGGUUGCCGGUCACUGGACGAAUUUCAGUGUUUAAAUCGUAUCGCUGAAGGCACUUACGGUGUAGUCUAUAGGUUUAAAGAUAAAAGAACAGACGAUAUAGUCGCCCUCAAAAAACUGAAAAUGGAAAAAGAAAAAGAAGGCUUUCCAAUUACGUCACUGCGCGAAAUCAACACCCUUCUCAAAGGUCAACAUCCAAAUAUUGUAACUGUUAGAGAAAUUGUAGUUGGUAGUAAUAUGGAUAAGAUUUUCAUCGUGAUGGAUUACGUCGAACACGACCUUAAAUCUCUCAUCGAGAUGAUGAGACGCAAAGAUCAACAUUUUACGCCAGGAGAAGUCAAAUGUCUUCUCAAACAAUUGCUAGCGGCAGUCGCACAUCUCCACGAUAAUUGGAUUUUGCACCGCGAUUUGAAAACAUCAAAUCUACUUUUAUCGCAUAACGGAAUUUUGAAAGUCGGUGAUUUUGGAUUGGCGAGAGAGUAUGGAUCACCGUUGCGGCCUUACACUCCAAUAGUGGUAACACUGUGGUACAGAGCGCCGGAAUUGCUGCUUGGUGUCAAAGAGUAUUCAACGCCGAUCGAUAUGUGGUCAGUCGGGUGUAUUUUUGCCGAAUUUUUAUUAAUGAACGCAAUUUUUCCCGGGAAGUCUGAAGCCGAACAGCUCAACAGGAUUUUUAAGUGUCUGGGGACGCCGACUGAGAAAAUCUGGCCCGGUUUUAACAAGUUACCUGUGGUUCAAAAAAUGAAAUUUACGAAUCAUACGGUAUCGAAUUUGCGUAAACGAUUUCAAAUGUUGAACGAUUUGGGUCUAAGCUUUAUGUUGAAUUUUUUGACCUUUGACCCUCACCAAAGAAUAUCAGCCGAGGACGCUUUAAAACAUCCGUAUUUUAGUGAAUUUCCUCCUCCGAUUGAUCCUUCUAACUUUCCUAAAUGGCCGGCCAAAAGCGAAUUGGGCCAGAAGAGGGCGGCUGAGGCUAGCCCGAAGCCGCCGUCUGGUGGUGGAGAAUAUAAAAAAUUGGGUGACGAAGACGGGUUUAGAAUAGGUCUCGAGAAUGACAAUAGCAGGAUAGGAGCUGGAUUUAGUUUAAAGUUUUGAAAGUAGAUUUUCUAUCAAUGUUCCGAUUAUUGAAUAAAUUUCAGGUACUUUGAA